Molecule: messenger RNA, 267 nt
Organism: Candida dubliniensis CD36
Lineage: Eukaryota; Fungi; Ascomycota; Pichiomycetes; Serinales; Debaryomycetaceae
Gene: TIM8
Product: protein transporter
Exons: 1
Coding region: 1-267 (88 amino acids)
Source: RefSeq, a predicted model, not a curated record
AUGUCGAGUUUAUCUACCACGGCCAUUCAGAGCCUUGAUGAGGCUUCUAGGAAAGAGAUUAUGCAGUUUGUUGAGUCUGAACAGUCCAAGUCGAAGGUGCAGCUGUCGAUCCAUAACUUUACAGAUAUGUGUUUCAAAAAGUGCAACAAGGAUAAGCCAAUCACCAGUGCUACGUUAGACGGACAAGAGGAGGCGUGUCUUAAGAAUUGUUUGAACCGGUUUUUAGAUACAAAUAUCAAGGUUGUUGAGGCGUUGCAAGGCCGUUAG